AUGGACGCUUUGCUGUCGAAUUUAAGGACCAAUGACCCCAAGGUGCUAUGUGACUUGCUCUCCGUGGACCUACGGAGUCAUUCAUACCAGAUUGCCUCUGUGCAGUCGAGCCUACGCUCGGUAGAUGCCUCCCAGAUCAAAUCUCAUGUUGAGCAGUACCACUUGAACGAUGACUGGUCAUCGUUCGAGCCGCUGGUCGUGAGCUAUCUAUUGCUGUGUAAGGACGUUGAUCCUUGGUCGAUACUGCAGUCACAUGACCUGUACCUGUCCUUCUUCAAUGCGCUGUCGAUGGCGUUCAUGAACUCGCAGUAUGGUGAAUCUUUAUGUCCGCUGUUCCAGGAGACUGUUGGACACAUCAUUCCAAUGGUGAAGAGAGUGGACCUGGUGCUCAACCGGCUGGAUGGCAAGAAGAACAAGCGACUGGUGUUUGUAUCGACAGUGCUGUCGAGGGUGUUCAACCACCUGCGUGCGCUAAAGGGAAGCCCGCGCAAGAAAGAGCUGAUCAUAUUCAUAGUCAACCACCUGAACUCGGUGUACUUCACGAUUGGCAACCCGUUGCUGUGUGCCAACAUCUUUGCCAACGUCAAUCUGCUGGAGCUAAAGUUUCAGAGGUUCCCCAUGUCUCAGCAGGUUCAAUAUCGGUAUAUCCUUGCCCGAUAUUACAUCAUCAAGAACCAGCUGUCUAAGGCUCAUCACCACCUGAGCUGGUCAUUUAGACACUGUCUCAAGGGAUCCACCAAUCUGAUUCGGAUCCUCAGAUACCUGGUUCCCGUGUCCAUGCUUAUUGGGAAGAAUCCCAGCAAGCAGGUGCUGAUGAGAUUCCCAGAGCUACAAGCCAUGUAUGGACCUCUGGUGAUCCAUUCCAUCAACGGCAAUCAAUUCGAGUUCCAAAGACAUUUGUUCUUGAACCAGCACUACUUCAAAGCAAGAGGUCUCUUGGUGUUGUUGUCACAGAGGUCGAGGAUUCUGCUCUUCAGAAACUUGGCCUUGAAGGUGUUCCAGACUUGCGAUGUCAAUCGGUUGCCAUAUGCCAAACUACAAGUCGCCUUUGCCAAAUCUUUGAGGACUUCAGCUGAGCAGUCUAGCACUUUUGGUAACCAGGCAUUAUACCAAACGUUGAAUGAGCCAAUGGACCUGGCAUUCGUCCAAAACGUGUGCUGCUCGUUGAUUGAAAACGAUAUGGUGAAAGGUAACGUUGUUGCCAGCUCCAGAUUGGUUAUCCUCUCCAAAUCAAACCCCUUCCCGUCGGUCUAUGCCAACUACACCUCAAAGUAUGGCAUCAACGGCAAUGAGAAAUGGAUGGACUACUGA
This is a messenger RNA of Williopsis jadinii, 1311 nucleotides long. It is a transcript of the gene THP1, whose product is annotated as Thp1p. The coding region runs from base 1 to 1311 and encodes 436 amino acids. Gene Ontology annotation, cellular component: transcription export complex 2. The record is from RefSeq and is a predicted model, not a curated record. Gene Ontology annotation, molecular function: RNA binding; double-stranded DNA binding. Lineage: Eukaryota; Fungi; Ascomycota; Saccharomycetes; Phaffomycetales; Wickerhamomycetaceae. Gene Ontology annotation, biological process: poly(A)+ mRNA export from nucleus; post-transcriptional tethering of RNA polymerase II gene DNA at nuclear periphery; transcription elongation by RNA polymerase II. The transcript has a single exon.